Messenger RNA from Colletotrichum higginsianum IMI 349063, 2595 nucleotides. RefSeq lists its product as uncharacterized. The transcript has a single exon. The record is from RefSeq and is a predicted model, not a curated record. NCBI's taxonomy places the organism in Eukaryota, Fungi, Ascomycota, Sordariomycetes, Glomerellales, Glomerellaceae. Bases 1 to 2595 code for a protein of 864 amino acids.
AUGGCGCAUCACGGAGGCUUUGGCGCGUCCUAUCAACCUCCUGAUGCGACCGAACCCAGGCUCAACCACCGGUUUUCCAACGUGACCGAGGUUAGCGAUAUCGACUGCUACACAUACGAUGGACCCUCGGCUACGAUUCGCGGGAGGGAUUCCCUGGUUUCGCUCCAGUCCUACUCAAACCAUACUUCGCCGUCACUGCACGAGCCACAGGAAUCGGACGAACUCAACGGCCGACCGUCGGCAACCUCGUCAUGGUCUGCGCCCUUCUCGUAUACCGGCGCAACUGGCUAUGAGUCGUUGCCGCCUUCAUCAGGCGCGCCCUCGAGAAUAUCCUCACAUGCGUCCCGGAAAGUGGCACGCGCCACCUCGCGACGGGGCCAGGAGACCAUUCCCGAAGAGGAGCACGACCUCUCUCUUUUGCGCUCCGCCGCGCCCUACGGUCGCUCGCCGUCGCAAUACGCGUCGGUGCAGGACAACGAGCCCGUUUUCGACGUCACUGCCGCCCUGGGGCCGAUGGGCUACCAAGAUGAGGCCUUUGUCAAAAGAUUGCAGGAACAGGAGGCGAGCGGGCAUCUCACCGGCGGUCUCGGGACUGGCUUCAGACCGGAUACCACGAUUAAGGGCGAGGAUCUCCUGGCAUCGCCCCCAUCGCCAAAGAGAUCCCUUACGCGGUCUUUCACUCGCAGGCAGGGACUGGGUCGUCGGGAGACGAUAAAGAACCGCGGUCAGGAUGAGGCUAACAAGAGGGGAGAGGUCAUAGAGGUCAUCAUAGAAGAGCCGGCCGAUGAACUCCCGCGGCAGCUUGACCAGGUCGACCUCAGCGUCGUCGCAGGCCCCAGCAUUGCCGGCGACGAUGGCGUCAAUAUGCGGCAGGCCACGUUCCCCGUCAACAAGAGCCAAAAGACUCAAAUCUUUUACCCACAGCCCAACUGGAAGCCUUUCUCCAUGAGAUGGCCCUACCUCACAGCGCUCAUCAGCCUGUCCAUCGCUCUGGCCAUCAUGGUAGAGUUCCUCUACCAGAGAUCGCGCACUCACCCGCUGAUCAGUUUCCGGUUUCCGGCCGAGGUUCCGGGGCUCGAGUAUUUUGCCGUCAAGUUCCUGCCGACGAUUCUCUCCGUUACGUACGGUGUUCUGUGGCAAGUCACCGACUUCGAAGUCAAGCGUCUUGAGGCCUACUACCAGCUGUCGAAAGAGGGUGGUGCACUCGCAGCUGAGUCCAUCAAUGUCGACUACGUGACCAGCCUCAGCUGGCUGCGGCCUAUCCGAGCCAUCAAGCUGCGGCAUUUUGCCGUCGCCGUUUCAUCCGUCGCGACCUCGCUGGCCGUCUCUCUAGUGCCCACGUUCGGCGCCGCCUCUUUUGUUCUGUAUCCUGACCGGGCCACGCGACUUGCGCACCCAGACGGCGAGAAGGAGAUCCGCCUUCAGGCUGUGUGGUCGAGGCUGCUCUCGUCAACCCUGUGCGUUUGCGCCUUAUGCGGCUGCAUCCUCUUCUACAUCCUCCAGAAGAGAAGAUCUGGCCUGCUGGCCGACGUUAAGGGCAUCGCGGGCCUCGCGUCGAUGGCCGUCGUCAGCCAUAUCCUCGUCGACUUUGCGGACCUAGACGUCGUGAGCCACCGCGACAUUCACGCUAAGCUCAAGCACCACCGCUAUGUUCUCCGAAACGCAUCGCUGGCCCCCGACGACGAGAACCCCGUCUCGUCGCAGGAUACUGACAAGUACCGUGACGACCACCUGUCCCAGAACCCCCACCCGCGUUCGCUGCGUCUCGACGGGUUCCUGCCGUUCGUCAUUGGCAUCGCCCUCUUUCUGGGCUUCAUCCCGGUCUUCCUCUUCUCCAACGCCAGCAUCAUCACGGCCAAGGCACCAUGGGUCGUGACCGCCUUAGCCGUCUGUAUUAAGCUUGGUUGGGGGGGUCUUGAGACUGACAUGCGGAUGAUGGAGCCCUAUUACAUCUUGUCAAAGAGACAUUCGCCGGCCAAGACACUCACCCUAGACUACACGGCCAUGCCGUUCGCCCUAAUGCCGUUCCACGCCUUUCUCAACGGCCACCUCCUUAUGUUCUUGGUCGGGUUCGGCAGCAUGAUGGCCGAGGUGCUGACGGUGCUGCUAACGAGCUUGGCGACUGUCGUGGGCACAGAGUUCCUCGAAGCCGCCUACUCGCCGCCGGACCGGCCUGACGACCCCAAGCUGGGCGGCAUCAACGCGGGCCAGGAGACGGUGGCGUCGUUCUGGGUUUCGUACGGCAUGGCCACCUUCAUCCUACUGUACAUGGGUACGGUGGCGACGAUCGUGUUCCUCCGCCGGCGGCAUCCGUUCCUGCCGCGGCAACCCAGCACUAUCUCGUCGCACUUGGCCUUCAUCCACCAGAGCAAGAUGAUUUACGACUUUGUCGGCACGUCCAAGCUCAGCAACGCCGGCAUGGUACGGCACCUAGAGGGGCUUGGCAAGACGUACGGGCUGGGCUGGCUCGAGGGUCGCGACGGGCAAACGCACUGCGGCGUGGACCAGGAGAACCUUCUCGGCUACUACAAGCACGGCAUGGACUUCCAGGGCACCAACAAGCCGUGGAACCAGCAGUGGGAUUCGUAUGAUUGA